AUGAGAGAAGUCAUCAGUCUGAACGUCGGCCAGGCCGGUUGCCAGAUCGCAAACUCUUGCUGGGAGCUCUACUGCCUCGAGCACGGUAUCCAGCCUGAUGGUUUCCUCACCGAGGAGCGCAAGGCCCUGAACGACGACCACGGCUUCAGCACCUUCUUCUCCGAGACUGGUCAGGGCAAGUAUGUCCCCCGUACCAUCUACGCCGAUCUUGAGCCCAACGUCGUCGACGAGGUCCGCACCGGCCCUUACCGCUCCCUCUUCCACCCCGAGCAGAUGAUCACAGGCAAGGAGGAUGCCUCAAACAACUACGCCCGUGGUCACUACACCGUCGGAAAGGAGCUCAUCGACCAGGUCCUCGACAAGGUCCGCCGCGUUGCCGACAACUGCUCCGGUCUGCAAGGUUUCCUCGUCUUCCACUCCUUCGGUGGAGGAACUGGUUCCGGUUUCGGUGCCCUGUUGAUGGAGCGUCUGUCUGUCGACUACGGCAAGAAGUGCAAGCUCGAGUUCUGUGUCUACCCAGCUCCCCAGGUUGCCACAUCCGUUGUUGAGCCAUACAACUCCAUCCUCACCACCCACACUACCCUUGAGCACUCCGACUGCUCCUUCAUGGUCGACAACGAGGCCAUCUACGACAUCUGCCGCAGGAACCUCGGAAUUGAGCGCCCCAACUACGAGAACCUCAACCGUCUCAUUGCUCAGGUCGUCUCAUCCAUCACCGCCUCGCUCCGAUUCGACGGUUCCCUCAACGUCGACCUGAACGAGUUCCAGACCAACUUGGUCCCUUACCCCCGUAUUCACUUCCCUCUCGUCGCCUAUGCUCCCGUCAUCUCCGCUGCCAAGGCCGCCCACGAGGCCAACUCGGUCAUGGAGAUCACCAACGCCUGCUUCGAGCCCAACAACCAGAUGGUCAAGUGCGACCCUCGCAACGGAAAGUACAUGGCUACCUGCCUGUUGUACCGUGGCGACGUUGUCCCCAAGGACACCCACGCUGCCAUCGCCCAGGUCAAGACCAAGCGUACCGUUCAGUUCGUCGACUGGUGCCCGACUGGUUUCAAGGUUGGUAUCUGCUACCAGCCUCCUCAGAUGGUCCCCAACGGCGACCUCGCCGCCGUCAACCGCGCCGUCUGCAUGUUGUCCAACACCACGGCCAUCAGCGAGGCCUGGUCUGCUCUCUCGCACAAGUUCGACCUCAUGUACAGCAAGCGCGCUUUCGUCCACUGGUACGUUGGUGAGGGUAUGGAGGAGGGUGAAUUCUCUGAAGCCCGCGAAGAUCUCGCAGCUUUGGAGCGGGACUACGAGGAGGUGGCCGCUGACAGCCUCGGCGACGACGAGGGUGUUGAGGCAGAGUACUAA
Alternaria postmessia is the source of this 1353-nucleotide messenger RNA. RefSeq lists its product as uncharacterized. Gene Ontology annotation, biological process: nuclear migration by microtubule mediated pushing forces; mitotic cell cycle; microtubule cytoskeleton organization. Gene Ontology annotation, cellular component: nucleus; spindle; microtubule. The record is from RefSeq and is a predicted model, not a curated record. Lineage: Eukaryota; Fungi; Ascomycota; Dothideomycetes; Pleosporales; Pleosporaceae. Bases 1 to 1353 code for a protein of 450 amino acids. The transcript has 5 exons. Gene Ontology annotation, molecular function: structural constituent of cytoskeleton; GTP binding.